This is a messenger RNA of Schizophyllum commune H4-8, 1430 nucleotides long. RefSeq lists its product as uncharacterized. Bases 93 to 1277 code for a protein of 394 amino acids. Lineage: Eukaryota; Fungi; Basidiomycota; Agaricomycetes; Agaricales; Schizophyllaceae. The transcript is spliced from 2 exons. The record is from RefSeq and is a predicted model, not a curated record. Gene Ontology annotation, cellular component: endoplasmic reticulum membrane.
GUCCAAGUCGACAGUGACUGUUGUCCCAAAAGUGACGUGAUGGACAUUGGACGCCGGGCCUCGGCAUCUUCCGAAACCACUCUACCUCCACCAUGACCCCACCACCGCUGUCGACGCCCUUCGCGGCGACGAGGCAUGCCAAUGGCUCCGUCUACACUCUGGAUACCGUCCACGAUCAGGACAUUGACGACGCCUCGGAGCGCUCGUCGCUCAUCUCGCCAACCACGCCAGGGUACGGCGCCGCCUUUCCGCGACAUGAUGAGCAUCGGGGGCGAGUGAAGAGCGGCCGGAUCGUCUUCAACGCAGCCCUCAAGAUGGCCUGCAUAUUUAUCGUCAGCGUCGUGCUUUUGGGCGGCACGCUAUACGUCGCCUUGCCCACAUUAGAAGAGGCCGACCGACCCCUCUUGCGCAUCCCGAAGUCCUUUGACCAGCUCAAGGAUCUGAACUUCUUGCUCAAGAAAUAUCGCAACAUCUAUCCCUUCCGCGUCCUGAUAUGCUACAUCAUCACCUACCUCUUCCUGCAAGCAUUCUCGCUGCCAGGAUCCAUGUACCUUUCUAUUCUCGGUGGCGCUGUUUGGGGCGUAGCAAGAGCCCUCCCCCUCGUAUGCGUCUGCGUCGCUACUGGCGCGACGUUGUGCUAUCUCAUCAGCGCCGCACUCGGCCCGGCGCUCCUCACCCUCCCCCGAGUUCAGGCGAAACUCGACAAAUGGGCGACGACGAUCAGACAGAACAAGGAGAAUGUCAUCUCCUUCCUCAUCGUCCUGCGCAUCGCUCCCUUGCCGCCUCACUGGGUCGUCAACGUCGUCUGCCCACACGUGGGCAUCGGCAUUGUGCCCUUCUGGCUCUCGACGGGCCUGGGGAUCCUCGGUGUCAGCGUCAUCCACACGACCAUCGGCGGCGGGCUCGACGAGAUGACGAGCGCAGAUGACUUCCACCUCAUCAGCUGGAAGAACUUCUUCCUGCUGUCGGCGGUCGUCGUUGGCGUGAUGAUCCCUGUAGGCCUGCGCUACUGGUUCCGCCGCGAGGUGGCGGACCUGCAGGUCAUCGAGGAGGAGCCGGCGCUGGAGGACGAGCGCAUACUCGGAGGGGACCGCAUACUGGCUGUGGGUCCGCCGGGCGCGUCGAAGAAGGUCGGCACGACCUGUCCGAUGGAGCCGUACUACGACGAUGAGUCGUCGGAUGACGAUGAAGACGUUAUUUUGGAGGCUGGUCCGGCGAUUCCUGUGUUCAAAGUCGACGACGACGAUGAGCAGGAGUCAGCGACAGCGCGGUCCUAGGUUUGUCGUCGGUGGACUUUGAUCCUGUACAGAUAUAAUCACAAUGUCCAAUGUACUACUUAUCGUCACUCGUUUGUCGUACGCCAGUUGAUGACUAUCUAUGCUACUAGAGUUUUGGAACUCAUAUCUGGGAGCGGGAAGCAUCCAUGAGGC